AUGCGGCGCCUGGUGCUGGCGGCGGUGGCGGCGCUGCUGGCCGGAGCGCCCGGGGCAGGCGUCUGUGGCGCUCUGAACGUGACCGUCUCACCAGGACCCCGAGUGCAGUACGCGAUAGGAGAAAACGCUACCCUGUUUUGCCACAUUUCUCAAAAGAGACGGACCGAGAGCCUGCUAGCCGUCCGUUGGGUCUUUGCCCUCCCACCUUCCCAAGAGUAUCUGAUGAUCAAAAUGACUAAGUACGGGGUAGUCCAGUACUACGGAAACUACACGCGUCACUUCUAUAAGCAGAGGCUGCUUCUUCUGGAGGAAAGACAUAGAACAGUGUACAAAUUUUUAAUCUUGAAUCUCCAACAAACGGAUCAGGGGCACUAUAUCUGCAAAGUCCAGGAGAUUGGCAAAUACAGGAGCAAGUGGACUGUGUGGUCAAAUGGCAGUGCGUCUACUGAAAUCCAAGUGAUUUCCUCUAAAGUUUCAGACGACUCUGCAGCUGGGAAGAACCACAAGGCCUGGAAGUUUUUUGAAGAUAUGUAUGUCUACGCCGUGUUUGUGUGCUCCAUAGGCAUCGUGAGCAUUCUGCUGUUCACUCUGGUCAUCCUCUGCCAGACCUUAAUCAACAAGAAACGAUCUCGAGUAAAACAUUACUUGGUGAAGUGUUCCCAGAACAGCUUAGGGGAGACAGGCAACGGGGUAACCAGCGUGUCUCUGGCGGAGCCCCUAAAAGUCAAAAGGAAGAAGGAGAAAGCGGAGCAACCUCCUGCCGUUCCAGCCAAAGCACCAAUAUCCAACACUUUCCCGAAGCCUAAACUUCUGAAACCGCAAAGGAAAGUCCUGCUGCCCAAAAUUGCGGAGGAGAAUUUAACCUAUGCUGAACUGGAGCUCCUCAAGCCCUACCAGAAGGAGAAAGGCAUCCCGACAGUGACUGUCUAUGCUCAGAUCCUCUUUGAGGAAAACAAGAUGUAA
This is a messenger RNA of Euleptes europaea (tarantolino), 963 nucleotides long. It is a transcript of the gene VSTM4, whose product is annotated as V-set and transmembrane domain containing 4. NCBI's taxonomy places the organism in Eukaryota, Metazoa, Chordata, Lepidosauria, Squamata, Sphaerodactylidae. The coding region runs from base 1 to 963 and encodes 320 amino acids. The record is from RefSeq and is a predicted model, not a curated record. The transcript has 8 exons.